AUGGGCUCAGAAAGAAGGAAUACCCUCCCACUCAAGUUCAAGCUUCCUAGAGUGGACACCCUGAUAACUCUCUGCAACAAGGUGACUCCUUGCAAGAAGAACAACUUCAUCUACAGAUAUGGGAGGAUCCUCGAUCUCAUUACUACUCCGAUAGAAGUAUCAGCUUUGGUGGCCUUGUCCCAGUAUUAUGAUCCACCUCUCAGAUGUUUCACGUUCCAAGACUUCCAGCUGGCUCCAACUAUUGAAGAGUAUGAGAGACUCCUAGGUUGGUACGUGAAGGACCACCCUCCAUUCACUAAGUUGGGCGAACCAUUGAUGCCUGAAUCGGUCGCUGAAGCACUCCAUCUACCUAUUGAAGAGGUCUCCCUUGGUCUGGGACCAAGGGGGUUUGCUAGAAAGUUCUUGGAAGAAAAGGCGUGGGCCUUGGAAAAAGAGGGGAAAUGGCUUCCUUUCAGUGCCAUCCUUGCUCUACUGAUUUAUGGAGUCGUCCUGUUCCCAAAUGACGACGACUACAUAAACCUCUCCAUCAUCAGUGUGUUUGUGUCUGGGAAUCUUGUCCCUGCAUUGGUGUCUGAUGUGUACUACUGCUUGCACACUAGGCAUGAGAAGAGAAAGGGCGUCGUUUUGAGCUGUGCUUCCUUGUUGUAUACUUGGCUCAUAUCUCAUAUGCCUCAAAAGGGGCCUUGGGUGUACUUCCUGAAAGAUUUGAGGUGGUCCCAGAAGUUUGCUUCUCUCACCGCCGAAGCUUUGGUGUGGUCCCAGAAGGGGCUCUAUUUAUAG
Molecule: messenger RNA, 780 nt
Organism: Lathyrus oleraceus (garden pea)
Lineage: Eukaryota; Viridiplantae; Streptophyta; Magnoliopsida; Fabales; Fabaceae
Exons: 1
Coding region: 1-780 (259 amino acids)
Source: RefSeq, a predicted model, not a curated record